This is a messenger RNA of Neoarius graeffei (lesser salmon catfish), 289 nucleotides long. It is a transcript of the gene ccdc157, whose product is annotated as coiled-coil domain containing 157. The record is from RefSeq and is a predicted model, not a curated record. The coding region runs from base 38 to 289 and encodes 83 amino acids. The transcript has a single exon. NCBI's taxonomy places the organism in Eukaryota, Metazoa, Chordata, Actinopteri, Siluriformes, Ariidae.
UCUCAGGGAUUAUUAUGAUAUCGAUCUGUUUUGCACCAUGACUCAUCUGUUAGGAACUCAGGACUGUGUGGAGAGUCUGCGCAGAGAUGUGAUAGAUUUACAGGAAACGCUGGUGGAAGUGUUCUCGCGCACCGGACCGGUCCGUUUCCGGUCGUGGAAGUUCCCGGAUAAAGAGUCGUGUGAUUUGGACCUGGUGCAGCUGCUGGAGCAGUAUGACUAUGUGGAGGGAGAGGAGGAGUUCAACCAGCUCUCACACAUCGUGCUGUUUGAACUGGUGAUUGACAGGUGA